Molecule: messenger RNA, 867 nt
Organism: Rotaria sp. Silwood2
Lineage: Eukaryota; Metazoa; Rotifera; Eurotatoria; Philodinida; Philodinidae
Source: the annotation of a GenBank genome assembly
AUGGCUAAUUUGUUACUAAAUGUGAAAAAUAAAGCACAGGAUGAAAUUAUAGCAUGUGCUGUUCGUCUUUAUUCAGCUGAAACAUUUCUUUACAAAUUAGUUAAUGCGACUUUAAGAGCAGAUGAUAGAAGUAAAAUCGAUACUUUGGGGGCUUAUUGCUAUUUAUUACACAGACGGGUAUCGUAUAAUGAUAAAUAUCAAAUUGUUUAUCGUGGUGCGAACUUAAUGCAGGCAAUGAUUGAUGAUUAUAAAGCAUCUAUUAAUGCAUGGAUCAGAUGGUUGGCAUUUACUUCAACAUCACGAGAUCGUGGACAAGCCGAAAAUUUUGGUAGUAAUACAUUAUUUAUUAUUAAAUUGCUUGGGCGAUACAUUCACAUGAGUGACAUCUCAUCAAUAUCAUAUUUUCCUCACGAACAAGAAGUACUUUUGGAUGCUGGAACUAUAUUUCAGGUGGAGAAAGUUGAAUAUAAUUCAACAAGUAGAAAAUAUUUAGUUCAUCUUGAAACAGGCAGCAACAGUAUCAAAAUCAACACAGCGAAUGCUUGAGAUAUUGACACUGAUGGUUUUAGUUCUGAUUUUUUUCCGCUUUUUCAGAAAUUUUUUCGACAAUAAUAAAUCCUUUUACUCAUUACUUUCGCUCCGUUUUACAAUCAUUCCCAGUUGUUCAAACUCUUUUCUGGCCGAAAUCAAGUCAACGAUCACGCGACUUGGAUGUAGUUGUAGGUCGAUCAACGUGUGGGUUCUGAGAAGAACCAUAAGAGGAUGUGAGUGUGGGCGUCGCUUGCCCCUCAGGGAAUAGAAUACCCCGCCACCCCCACCCACCCCCCCCCACCCCCACCCAUCCCCCCACCCCCGCUCGCCCCCCCC